Messenger RNA from Ceratosolen solmsi marchali, 15357 nucleotides. It is a transcript of the gene RyR, whose product is annotated as Ryanodine receptor. NCBI's taxonomy places the organism in Eukaryota, Metazoa, Arthropoda, Insecta, Hymenoptera, Agaonidae. Gene Ontology annotation, cellular component: Z disc; sarcolemma; smooth endoplasmic reticulum. Gene Ontology annotation, biological process: release of sequestered calcium ion into cytosol by sarcoplasmic reticulum; striated muscle contraction; intracellular calcium ion homeostasis. The transcript has 57 exons. Gene Ontology annotation, molecular function: protein binding; ryanodine-sensitive calcium-release channel activity. The record is from RefSeq and is a predicted model, not a curated record.
AUGGUAUGUCUUUCGUGUACAGCAACAGGGGAACGAGUUUGCUUAGCAGCUGAAGGUUUUGGUAAUCGUCACUGUUUUCUUGAAAAUAUCGCUGACAAGAACAUACCACCAGAUCUAUCACAAUGCGUCUUUGUGAUCGAGCAAGCUCUAUCGGUACGAGCACUACAAGAACUCGUAACUGCUGCUGGUUCUGAAACGGUAAAGUUGAAUUUAUGCCAUUAAAGAUUGGUUAUUUUCCUCACAAUUAUUCUUCUUCGCCAUCUAAAUAGUGAUAUGUAUUUAGCAUGUCUUUCCACAAGUUCUUCCAAUGAUAAAUUAGCAUUUGAUGUCGGUCUUCAAGAACACUCUCAAGGAGAGGCUUGUUGGUGGACUGUACAUCCAGCAUCCAAACAAAGAUCAGAGGGUGAAAAAGUUCGUGUUGGAGAUGAUCUUAUUUUAGUAUCUGUAGCAACCGAGAGAUAUUUACAUACUACAAAAGAAAACGAUUUAUCAGUCGUAAAUGCUUCGUUUCACGUGACGCAUUGGUCAGUUCAGCCGUACGGCACUGGGAUAAGUCGUAUGAAAUACGUUGGUUAUGUGUUCGGUGGUGAUGUUCUAAGAUUUUUUCAUGGAGGAGAUGAAUGUUUGACAAUACCAUCCACGUGGAAUACGGCACCUGGUCAAAAUUUAGUCAUAUACGAAGGUGGAAGUGUAAUGAGUCAAGCGAGGUCACUUUGGCGUUUAGAGCUCGCAAGAACCAAAUGGGCAGGUGGAUUUAUCAAUUGGUUACAUCCCAUGAGAAUAAGACAUCUAACAACUGGACGUUACCUCGCUGUGAAGGAGAAUAACGAACUAUACUUAGUGGAUAGAAAUGAAGCGACGAUUGAAACAUCAACGUUUUGGUUUCGACAAGAAAAAGAUGAUCAAAAAAUUGUACUAGAAGACAAAGAUUUAGAAGUUAUUGGAUUACCAAUCAUCAAAUAUGGAGACUCGACUGUUAUUAUGCAACAUGCCACAACAAAUCUUUGGGUUUCGUAUAAGUCAUAUGAGACAAAAAAGAAAGGUGUUGGUAAAGUUGAGGAAAAGCAAGCGGUUCUUCAUGAGGAAGGAAAAAUGGACGACGGUCUUGAUUUUUCACGAUCUCAGGAAGAAGAGUCACGAACCGCUAGAGUUAUUCGCAAAUGUAGUAGUCUCUUUUCACAAUUCAUCACAGGAUUAGAAACACUUCAAAUUGAUAGACGCGCGUCUAUGUUCUUUCAAAAUGUAAAUCUCAAUGAAAUGGUAAUGUGUUUAGAGGAUUUGAUAAACUAUUUUGCUCAACCAGAAGAUGACAUGGAACACGAAGAGAAGCAAAAUCGCUUUCGUGCUUUACGCAAUCGUCAAGAUCUAUUUCAGGAAGAAGGAAUUUUAAAUCUAAUUCUAGAAGCUAUUGAUAAAAUCAAUGUGAUUACAUCUCAAGGUUUUCUUGUAGCUUUAUCCGGUGAUGAAAGUGGACAAGCUUGGGACCAAAUAUCCGGUUAUCUCUAUCAAUUAUUAGCUGCAAUAAUAAAAGGAAAUCACACGAAUUGUGCACAAUUUGCUAAUAGUAAUAGGCUUAAUUGGCUUUUCAGUCGAUUAGGAUCUCAAGCAUCCGGUGAGGGUACGGGAAUGCUUGACGUACUUCAUUGUGUUCUUAUUGAUUCACCAGAAGCUCUGAAUAUGAUGAGAGAUGAACACAUUAAAGUUAUCAUAUCGCUAUUAGAAAAACAUGGAAGGGAUCCAAAAGUAUUAGAUGUACUUUGUUCACUUUGCGUUGGUAAUGGUGUUGCUGUGCGUUCAUCGCAGAACAAUAUAUGUGAUUUUUUAUUACCUGGCAAAAAUUUAUUACUACAAACGCAGUUGGUAGAUCAUGUUGCUAGUAUCAGGCCAAAUAUAUUCGUAGGUAGAGUGGAAGGCUCCUCCCUCUAUCAAAAAUGGUACUUUGAAGUAACCGUUGAUCAUAUUGAACAAACUACUCACAUGAUGCCACAUCUACGGAUUGGAUGGGCUAACACGGCUGGGUAUAUGCCAUAUCCAGGUGGAGGGGAAAAAUGGGGUGGAAAUGGUGUUGGUGACGAUUUAUACUCUUUUGGUUUUGACGGAGCUUUUCUUUGGACAGGAGGAAGAAGAACUCAAAUUAUGCAGAACUUGUCUGAACCUUAUAUACGCAAGGGUGAUGUCAUAGGUUGUUCACUAGAUCUGACGGUUCCAAUUAUCAAUUUCGCUUUCAAUGGUGUUCCUUGUACCGGCUGUUUUCGCGGCUUUAAUCUUGAUGGCAUGUUUUUUCCAGCCAUCAGCUGUUCCUCGAAAUUAUCUUGCCGAUUUCUAUUAGGUGGUGAUCAUGGAAGACUCAAAUAUCAGCCACCCGAUGAGUUUUCACCACUGGUAGAAAGUCUUUUACCUCAGCAGAUUCUGUCACUUGAUCCAUGCUUCUAUUUUGGAAAUAUGAACAAAGUUGUUCUAGCAGGUCCGUGGCUGAUGGAGGAUGAUACAGCUUUUGUACCUUCGCCAGUCGAUACAUCGAUGAUUAAUUUACCACCAUACGUUGAGCAAGUUCGGGAUAAAUUAUCCGAAAAUAUCCAUGAGAUGUGGGCAAUGAAUAAAAUCGACGCUGGUUGGACAUACGGCGAAAUCAGAGAUGACCUCCACAAAAUACAUCCAUGUAUCGUUCCUUUUGAAAAACUACCAGCUGCUGAAAAGCGCUACGACACACAAUUGGCAGUACAGACUCUGAAAACCAUACUUGCACUUGGAUAUUAUAUCUCGAUGGAUAAACCACCAUCCAGGAUAAAAACGCUUCGAUUACCUCAAGAUAGAUUUACACAAAGCACAGGAUAUAAACCGGCCCCAUUGGAUCUCAGUGCGAUAACAUUGACGCCCAAGAUGGAGGAACUUGUAGAUCAAUUAGCCGAGAAUACGCAUAAUUUAUGGGCGAAGGAAAGAAUUAGUCAAGAUUGGACUUAUGGGCUUAAUGAAGAUUCGGAGAUGAGACGAAGCCCACAUCUUGUACCUUAUGCGAAAGUGGAUGAGGCUAUUAAGAAGGCUAAUAGAGACACAGCAAGUGAAACUGUUAGAACAUUGUUAGUUUAUGGUUAUAUGUUAGACCCACCAACUGGAGAGCAACAUGAAGCAUUGCUACUAGAAGCCAAUCGACAGCGGCAAUUGCUUUUCCGUACUUAUCGAGUGGAAAAACAUUAUGCAGUUAGCAGUGGAAAAUGGUAUUUCGAAUUUGAAGUGAUGACUGCCGGUCCCAUGAGAGUCGGAUGGGCGAAAGCGGAUUGCAUGCCUGGAAGUAUGUUAGGUAGUGACGAGAAUACCUGGGCUUUCGAUGGAUAUAAUGUAACAAAAGUACAUUGCGGUUCCAACGAGUCUUUCGGUCAAAGAUUACAAGUGGGGGAUGUUGUUGGCUGUUUCAUUGACGUCGCAGACAGAACCAUCAGUUUUUCUUUAAAUGGAGAAUUAUUAAUGGAUGCUCUUGGAGGUGAAACAUCUUUUGCAGACGUGCAGGGUGAGUCUUUUGUCCCGGCUUUUACCCUUGGAGUUGGUCAAAAAGCAAAAUUAACAUUUGGUCAAGAUGUCAAUACACUAAAAUUUUUCACAACUUGUGGACUACAAGAAGGAUAUGAACCUUUCUGUGUUAACAUGAAUCGACCAGUAACAUUUUGGUACACGAAGUAUCAACCCAUUUUUGAGAAUACAGAUGACAUGGCAGAUACGCGCAUCGAUGUUGCUCGGAUCCCUGCAGGAUCAGACUCGCCACCCUGUCUUAAAAUUUCCCACAACACUUUCGAAACGAUGGAGAAAGCCAAUUGGGAAUUCCUCCGUCUUUCGCUACCUAUUAUAUGUCAGUCAACAUUUAUUUCAGAAGGUGAUAAAAUGCGCAGAUGGCAGGAAAUAAAAAUGCGACAAAAUCGAUUAUAUAAUGAGCAAAUGGAACAACACGUCCAUCCAUCAGCCCACAUAGAGCAUAUAAUGCGAUCUGGUUUUAGUAUGAGUGAUAUCAAAGAUUUACAGAGAAAUUACGCCGAUGACGUUACUGAUAUAGACGAAAUGAUGCGUGAAUCACCAUUACCGAUACAACGCAAAAAACCAUCGAGACCACCACGACGAGGUUCAAUUUCAGGUUCGAGAAACUUUGAUGUAGGACAUAGCGAUGGAGAAAUGAAUGGUUAUGGUGAUAUAAAUGGCGAUGCGAAAGAUGAUAAGAAGAAACGCGGAAGAUCUCCUUUUCGACAACGUAGUAAAGAAAUGGAAGACGUCAUAUCUGAUUUUUUUUCACGGAAGGUCAAAUCAUCCGACUCUAAAACUAAAACUCCCGAACCAAUGAUAUAUGCAAAUACCGAAAGUGAAAGAAUAGCCAAACCAACUCCAAUUAGCAAAAUUGGAAUAGGAAGGACCGCAACUAUACGUGUAUCGACUACUGAUCUGAAGGUUGUACCCCCACAAAUACCAGAACGAAAUGCUCCAAAAGCAAUGUCGGUUCCAUCUGGCACUGGAAUCGAGUCCAUCGGAAAUGAAAUUUACGACACCGAAUGUUUGAAGCUUAUGAAUGAAUAUUUUUAUGGAGUAAGAAUAUUUCCUGGACAAGAUCCCACUCAUGUUUAUGUUGGCUGGGUCACCUCACAAUACCACUUACAUACGAAGGACUUUAAUCUGUCAAAAGUUCGUAAAGCCUCGGUCGUUAUAGUUGAUGAUUAUGAUCGCCCUGUAGAGCAGGUUGAUCGUCAAAGCUGCUAUAUGGUUCGCGCUGAUGAAUUGUAUAACGAAGUUACCCAAGAUGCAUCUGGUAAAGGUGCAUCUCAAGGAAUGUUCGUGGGUUGCUUUGUAGAUACAUCAACCGGUUGGGUAUCCUUUACUUGUGAAGGGAAAGAAACAAGUCAUAAAUUCAAAAUGGAACCAGAUACGAAACUAUUUCCAGCUAUAUUUGUAGAGGCUACCAGUAAGGAGAUCCUACAAAUAGAGUUGGGCCGAACAUCCACGACUUUACCAUUGUCAGCAGCAGUUCUUCAGAGCUCCGAGAGACAUGUAAUUCCUCAAUUUCCACCAAGACUAAAAGUACAAUGUCUAAAGCCUCAUCAAUGGGCUAGAGUACCAAAUCAAUCACUGCAGGUACAUGCGUUAAAAUUAUCAGACAUCAGAGGUUGGUCGAUGCUUUGUGAAGACGCUGUGUCAAUGCUGGCUCUUCACAUUCCAGAAGAAGAUAGGUGUAUCGAUAUUUUAGAGCUCAUAGAGAUGGAUAAAGUUCUCAGUUUCCAUGCACAUACGUUAACUUUGUACGCGGCAUUAUGUUACCAAUCAAAUUAUAGGGCGGCUCAUGCUCUUUGCCUUCACGUAGAUCAGAAACAAUUGCUAUAUGCAAUUCGGGCGGAAUAUAUGUCUGGACCAUUAAGACAAGGGUUUUAUGAUUUGCUCAUAGCACUUCAUCUUGAAUCUCAUGCUACUACAAUGGAAGUUUGUAAAAAUGAAUAUAUCAUUCCAUUAGGUCAAGAAUUAAAAGAUUUAUAUGAAGGUGAAGAAAUGCGGCACAGCUUAAGGUAUCUUGAAACAGAAUCUGUAAGACCACAAAUGAAAAUGACUGAUAUCAGGAUAAUUCAUUCUAGUGAAACUCAAAGCAUCGACAACAUACGUAAUCUGUACAGUCCACAUUUUCCACUAAGUGUAGUACGGGAUUAUGUAAUGAUGGCUUUACACGAAGCUGUUGAAAUUAAUCAAGUACACAAUCGAGAUCCGAUAGGUGGCAGUAAUGAAAAUUUAUUUCUACCCCUGAUAAAGUUGGUGGAUAGAUUAUUCUUAGUAGGAAUGAUAAGAAACGAUGAUAUUAAAAAAUUACUCAUUAUGGUUCACCCAGAAACAUGGGAUCCUACAUUCGAUAAAGAAUGCAAAGAUGCACACCGAAAAGGUUUACUACACAUGAAAAUGGCUGAAGGUGCGAAAUUGCAGAUGUGUUAUUUAUUGCAUCAUCUUAAUGAUAUCCAACUUCGGCAUCGGGUUGAAUCUAUUAUCGCUUUCAGUCAUGAUUUUGUGGGAGAUCUUCAAGCGGAUCAACUUCGUCGUUAUAUUGAGAUCAAACAAUCAGAUUUACCAUCAGCUCUUGCUGCAAAGAAAACUAGGGAAUUUCGAUGCCCACCGCGUGAACAGAUGAAUGCUAUACUUAGCUUUAAAAAUAUGGAAGAAGAAGAAGCUGACAAUUGUCCCUGUGGUGAUGAUUUAAUAGUGAAAAUGAACGAGUUUCAUAAUAAUCUCAUGUCCUAUGUCAGUUUACAUGCUCUUCAAGAAGCUGAAGAUUUUAUAAAUGACAACGAUGCAGACGGAAAAAAACUGGGAGCAAUUAAAAAACUCAUAAACUUUAUUCAUCAUGUCAAAGAACUAGAAGAAGAGUCAAAACCUCAACUAGAACCGGAAAAAAAAACUCCUGAAGAAAUAUUUAGAAAAGUUUUAAUAUCGACAAUAGUGAAUUGGGCCGAAGAGUCACAAAUUGAGACACCAAAAUUAGUACGUGAAAUGUUUAGCCUUUUAGUACGGCAAUAUGAUACUGUUGGUGAAUUAAUAAGGGCUUUGGAAAAAACUUACGUCAUUAAUAAUAAGACAAAAGAGGAUGUAGCAGAAAUGUGGAUUGGAUUAAGUCAAAUCCGUGCCCUAUUACCUGUCCAAAUGUCACAAGAAGAGGAGGAACUCGUUAGAGAACGACUGUGGAAGCUCGUUAAUAAUCAUACUUUUUUUCAACAUCCAGAUCUUAUUCGCGUGCUUCGCAUUCAUGAGAAUGUCAUGGCUAUCAUGAUAAAUACUUUAGGCAGACGAGCCCAGGCCCAGUCAGAUGCGCAAGCUCAGGCUCAAGCGGUGGAAGGCGGCGAAGCUCUAAUGAAAGAAAAAGAUACGUCUCAUGAAAUGGUAGUGGCUUGUUGUAGAUUUCUGUGUUACUUUUGUAGAACGUCAAGACAGAAUCAGAAAGCUAUGUUCGAUCAUUUCGAUUUCCUUUUAGAAAAUAGCAAUAUAUUAUUAUCACGACCGUCGUUGAGAGGAUCUACACCACUGGAUGUAGCCUAUUCCUCUUUGAUGGAAAAUACCGAACUUGCCCUUGCUCUUAGAGAACAUUAUUUAGAAAAAAUAGCCAUUUACUUGUCAAGGUGUGGCUUGCAGUCAAAUUCAGAAUUAAUAGAAAAGGGCUAUCCCGACUUAGGAUGGGAUCCAGUUGAAGGAGAACGUUAUUUAGAUUUCUUAAGAUUUUGUGUUUGGGUUAAUGGUGAAAGCGUCGAAGAAAAUGCUAAUUUGGUUAUUAGGCUAUUAAUUCGUCGACCAGAAUGUCUUGGGCCUGCAUUGAGAGGAGAAGGUGAAGGAUUACUAAGAGCUAUUAUGGAUGCUAAUAAAAUGUCUGAAAAAAUUGCUGAUAGGCGAAGGUUGCACGAUGAAGGUGAUGAUAAUAUAGUAACUCAAUUUGAGCAUCCGCUUCCGGAAUCUGACGACGAUGAGGAUUACAUUGAUACUGGAGCUGCGAUUCUGAAUUUUUAUUGCACCCUUGUAGACUUACUUGGACGAUGUGCUCCUGAUUCAUCAGUUAUCGAACAAGGAAAAAAUGAAUCUCUACGUGCAAGAGCUAUUCUUAGAUCAUUAGUACCAUUAGAUGAUCUUCAAGGUGUUUUAUCUCUUCGAUUUACUUUACUUAAUCCAGCUGUUGGUGAACCAAGUCCAAAAAGUGAUACGCCGUCUGGCUUAAUUCCCGGUCAUAAGCAGAGUAUAGUUCUUUUUUUAGAACGCGUUUAUGGUAUAGAAACACAAGAGUUAUUUUUUAAACUGUUAGAAGAAGCAUUUUUACCAGAUUUAAGAGCUGCCACAAUGCUAGAUCGGAAUGAUGGAUAUGAAUCCGAUAUGGCACUCGCUAUGAAUCGUUAUAUUGGCGUUAGCAUUUUACCUUUACUUAUUAAACAUUCAAAAUUUUAUAGUGAAGCGGAUAAUUAUGCUAAUUUAUUAGAUGCAACUUUACACACAGUUUAUCGCUUAAGCAAAAAUCGAAUGCUUACUAAAGGGCAACGCGAGGCAGUUUCAGAUUUUUUGGUGGCUUUAACUAGUCAGAUGCAGCCAAGCAUGUUAUUAAAGCUUUUACGAAAACUAACCGUCGAUGUUUCCAACUUAUCCGAAUAUACAACAGUAGCUCUACGGCUUUUAACAUUACAUUACGAUCGUUGCGGUAAAUAUUAUGGUUCAACCGGGAGUCAAAGUUUAUAUGGAGCUUCUAGUGAUGAAGAGAAACGUUUGACUAUGGUUUUGUUCAGUAAUAUUUUUGAUUCUUUGUCAAAAAUGGAUUACGAGCCUGAAUUAUUUGGAAAAGCACUUCCUUGUUUGACGGCUAUUGGUUGUGCUUUACCUCCGGAUUAUUCAUUAUCUAAAAAUUAUGAUGAUGAAUGGUACGGAAGUAAAUCGGCUUCUACUCAGUCGCCCGAUGGACCUUAUAAUCCUCAACCAAUUAAUACUUCUAACGUUGUCUUGAAUAAUGAUCUGAAUCAAAUAGUUCAAAAAUUCUCUGAACACUACCACGAUGCUUGGGCAAGUCGGAAAUUAGAAAACGGCUGGAUUCAUGGCGAACAUUGGUCUGACUCAAAUAAAACUCAUCCGAGACUAAAACCAUAUAAUAUGUUAAAUGAUUAUGAGAGAGAAAGGUAUAAAGAGCCAGUGAGAGAAAGUUUAAAGGCACUGCUUGCAAUUGGUUGGAGUGUCGAACAUGCAGAAGUAGACGUUGCGUCAACAAGUCGUAAUUCUCAAAGAAGAUCAUCCAAGACCUUGAUUGAUUCUGUGAAUCCAUUUAACUAUAAUCCUCAUCCAGUUGAUAUGACAAAUUUAACAUUAAGCAGAGAGAUGCAAAAUAUGGCAGAACGAUUGGCUGAUAAUGCUCAUGAUAUUUGGGCGAAAAAGAAAAAAGAGGAAUUAUUAACAGUUGGGGGUGGAAUACAUCCACAACUGGUACCUUACGACCUAUUAACGGACAAAGAAAAAAGAAAAGAUCGAGAAAGAUCUCAAGAAUUUCUAAAAUACUUGCAAUAUCAAGGUUACAAGCUGCAUAAGCCAAAUCGUAGUGGAGCUGAAACAGAAGUCGCAGCUGCAGGUGCUGCUGUAGAGCUUCGUUUCGCAUACUCACUUCUAGAAAAAUUAAUUGCUUAUUUGGACAAAGCAACGAUUAAUAUGAAGCUUUUAAAACCAUCUGAUACGUAUAGUAGAAGAAAUAGUUUUAAAACGUCUACAAGAGAUAUCAAGUUCUUUAGUAAAGUCGUUUUACCGUUAAUGGAAAAGUACUUCAGUACGCAUAGAAAUUACUUCAUUGCAGUAGCGACCGCAACUAACAAUGUAGGAGCUGCGUCGUUAAAAGAAAAAGAAAUGGUAGCUGCAUUAUUUUGUAAAUUAGCGAGUCUUUUGCGGUCAAGGAUGGCGGCAUUCGGUGCCGAUGUCAGAAUAACCGUACGUUGCUUGCAAGUUUUAGUAAAAGGCAUUGAUGCCAAGUCAUUGGUAAAAAAUUGUCCUGAGUUCAUUAGGACAUCUAUGUUGACAUUUUUUAAUAACACAGCAGAUGAUCUGGGACAUACGAUACUACAUCUUCAAGAUGGUAAAUACAGUCAUUUACGAGGAACUCAUCUUAAAACUUCAACUUCUCUCUCAUAUAUCAACAGUGUCAUUUUACCAGUAUUAACAGCUAUGUUUGACCAUUUAGCUGCUUGUGAAUAUGGAAGCGAUCUUUUAUUGGAUGAAAUUCAAGUUGCGGCAUACAAGAUGUUAGCAUCUUUGUAUACAUUAGGAAUAGACGCAACUCUAACCCAUGAACGAAAGUACUUAAAGACUGAAAUUGAGCGCAAUAAGCCCAAUCUUGGCUCAUGCCUCGGUGCAUUUUCAAGUUGUUUUCCGGUCGCGUACCUCGAACCUCAUCUCAAUAAACAUAAUCCAUUCUCUCUAUUAAAUCGUAUUGCUGAUCAUUCGCUCGAAGCUCAAGAUAUUAUGGCACGUAUGGAAUCGAGUAUGCCUACACUUGAAACAAUAUUAAGUGAAGUUGACCAAUUUGUCGAGUCUGAAAAAACAUAUGCUGAUGCUCCUCAUGUGGUUGAUAUUAUUUUACCACUUUUAUGCUCCUAUCUACCUUCCUGGUGGGCUCAAGGACCAGACAACGUUAAUCCUAAUGAAGGCACAUACAUUAGUAUGGUAACAAGUGAUCACAUGAAUCAGUUGUUGAAAAAUGUUCUUAAAUUGAUAAAAAAAAAUAUUGGAAACGACAAUGCACCUUGGAUGACAAGAAUAGCUGCUUAUACUCAGCAAAUAAUAAUAAAUUCUUCGGAAGAACUAUUGAAAGAUCCAUUUUUACCAUUAGCCGAAAGAGUAAGAAAGCGAACCGAUAAUAUGUUUCAUAAAGAAGAAUCUAUGAGAGGAUUCAUUAAAUCGUCAACUGACGAUACUUCACAAGUCGAAGCACAAAUUCAAGAAGACUGGCAAUUACUUGUUCGCGAUAUUUAUUCUUUUUAUCCACUGCUCAUUAAGUACGUUGACUUACAACGAAAUCAUUGGUUAAGAAAUAAUAUUUCCGAAGCCGAGGAUCUAUAUAAUCACGUAGCUGCAAUUUUUAACAUCUGGUCGAAAUCACAAUAUUUUCUGAAAGAAGAACAGAAUUUCAUAUCUGCCAAUGAAAUCGAUAAUAUGGUAUUGAUCAUGCCAACGGCCACGAGGAGAUCUACCGCUGUUACAGAUGGUGCAGCCCCUACCGGCGGUGGAAAGAAAAAAAAGAAGCACAGAGAUAAAAAAAGGGACAAGGAUAAAGAAGUACAAGCAUCUCUUAUGGUUGCUUGUUUGAAACGGUUGCUUCCAGUGGGCUUAAAUUUAUUUGCGGGACGUGAGCAAGAAUUGGUGCAGCAUUGUAAAGAUCGGUUUUUAAAGAAAAUGCCAGAACAACAAAUUGCAGAGUUUGCAAAAGCACAAUUAACUCUUCCUGAUAAAAUUGAUCCAGCGGAUGAGAUGUCGUGGCAACAUUAUUUAUACUCUAAAUUAGGACAGCAGAAAGAUAUUAUAGAAUCUGUAAAAGCACCCAUAGUUGAUGACGUCGUUAUAAGGAUCACAGAAAUGGCGAAAGUACUUUAUGGUCUUCAUAUGAUAGAUCAUCCACAACAACAAAGCAAGAGUAGCUAUCGAUCAGUGGUUUCUAUCCAACGAAAGCGAGCUGUUAUCGCUUGCUUCCGUCAAACUUCCCUACAUUCCCUGCCCAGGCAUAGGGCAAUCAAUAUUUUUGCGAGAACAUAUUAUGAACUAUGGUUACAAGACGAAAAUGUAGGACAAGAAAUAAUGAUUGAAGAUCUAACACAAACUUUUGAAGAUUCCGAAUCUAAGAAGAUGGAUAAAGUUGAGGACGAAGGUAAACCUGAUCCAUUAACGCAGUUGGUAACAACAUUCUGUCGAGGUGCAAUGACGGAACGUUCCGGUGCUCUACAAGAGGAUUUACUUUACAUGAGCUAUGCCCAGAUUAUUUCUAAAUCGUGUGGCGAGGAAGAGGAAGAGGGUGAUGACGAAGGCGGCGGUAGCGAAGAAGAAGGCGGUGCUUCUAUUCAUGAACAAGAGAUUGAGAAGCAAAAGCUUCUAUUCAAUCAAGCCAGAUUAGCGGAUAGAGGAGUCGCCGAGAUGGUUCUCCUACACAUAUCGGCUUGCAAAGGUAUACCUAGCGAAAUGGUAAUGAAAACAUUACAGCUUGGUAUUUCCAUUCUUCGUGGUGGUAAUAUUGACAUACAGAAGGGUAUGCUCAAUCAUCUUAAAGAAAAAAAAGAUGUCGGCUUCUUUACUUCGAUUGCUGGUCUGAUGAAUAGUUGUAGUGUUUUGGAUUUAGACGCUUUCGAGAGGAAUACGAAAGCCGAAGGACUGGGCGUUGGUUCUGAAGGAGCUGCUGGCGAAAAAAAUAUGCACGAUGCAGAAUUUACUUGUGCCCUAUUUCGAUUUAUUCAAUUGACAUGCGAAGGCCAUAAUUUAGAUUGGCAAAAUUAUUUGAGAACACAAGCUGGAAACACAACAACGGUAAAUGUAGUAAUCUGUACGGUUGAUUAUUUACUUCGCCUUCAAGAAUCUAUCAUGGACUUCUACUGGCAUUAUUCUAGUAAAGAAUUGAUAGACCCUGCGGGCAAAGCAAACUUCUUCAAAGCCAUCGGUGUAGCUAGUCAAGUAUUUAAUACAUUGACCGAGGUCAUUCAAGGUCCAUGCGCUCAGAAUCAACAGGCUCUAGCUCAUUCGAGACUGUGGGAUGCAGUUGGUGGUUUCCUUUUCCUCUUUUCACAUAUGCAAGAUAAAUUAUCCAAACACUCGAGUCAAGUGGAUUUAUUAAAGGAAUUGUUAAAUCUACAGAAAGACAUGAUAACUAUGAUGUUAUCGAUGCUUGAAGGAAAUGUUGUUAACGGUACAAUUGGAAAACAAAUGGUAGAUACAUUGGUUGAAUCUGCUGGCAAUGUUGAGCUAAUUUUAAAGUACUUCGAUAUGUUUUUAAAACUUAAGAGUUUAGUCUCUUCUGCUUUUGCAGAAGCCGACGAUGGCUGGGUUUAUCCGAAAGAUUUUAAAGAAAAAAUGGAGCAAACAAAGAAUUAUAGCGUUGAAGAGAUGGAGUUUUUACUGGCUUGUUGCGAAACAAAUCAUGAUGGAAAAAUCAACUAUAUUGCUUUCAUGGAACGUUUUCAUGAACCUGCAAAAGAGAUUGGUUUUAAUCUUGCGGUUUUACUUACGAAUCUCUCUGAGCAUAUGCCGAAUGAACCACGACUCGCUCGAUUCCUUGAAACUGCUGGUUCCGUUCUUAAUUAUUUCGAACAAUUCCUAGGUAGAAUUGAAAUUCUUGGAAGUAAUAAACGCAUUGAACGUGUCUACUUUGAGAUCAAGGAAUCAAAUAUCGAACAAUGGGAGAAACCACAGAUUAAAGAAUCUAAAAGAACAUAUUUCUACAACACUGUGGUUGAUUCCGAUGAAAAGGAAAAACUAGAGACCUUUAUCAACUUUUGUGAAGAUGCUAUAUUUGAAAUGCAACAUGCGAGUGCUUUGAUGGCGGUUGAAGAAAGCGGAGGUGGCGGCAAAGCUAAAGAAUCUUCUUAUACUUACAUGACCGACGAAGAUGAGGAAAGAAGGGACCCGAUAAGAAGAAAAAUACAAGCUAUAAAAGAUGGUGUUUAUUUUUUCUUUUCCAUGUUCUCACCAUCAAACAUUAAGAACAUGAUCAUCGAUGUGCAACAAAUGUCCAUACCCGAGCUUCUCAUAGGAAUCAUCAAGACAAUAUUCUACACGAUUUAUUAUUUAGGUUACGGAAUAGGCUGCACAAUCAGUUACUUUAUGAAAUUAUUACUUAGCCUUAUGAGAGGACCAAUUAUCGAAGAACCGAUUAUAGAAAUUAAAGAAGACGACAUUAAAACAUCAAGACAUUUGCCAGCCUUACCACCAACAAUAGACGAAUCAAGUUUACAAGUACAGACAUUUGGAAUGGAUAGUUCGAAAGAAGAUGGCCAAAUAAAAUCAAAUCAACACGAACUUACUACAACAACUCCACAAUCUAAUUAUGAAGAAGUUGGAGAAGUUAUUUCUGAUGAAUGUGCUAUCGAAGAUAGUUCAAAAAUCAUGGAUGGCGAAUCCGAAUUACCAGCUACGCUAGCUGAUUUGUUAGGUGGGGAGCAAGCGAGGGCACAGGCUUUGGCGGCAGCAGAAGCAGUUGCAGUUCAACAAGCAGCCAUGGCUGCCGUCGAGGCAGAGGCAAAGCAAGAAGCAAUCGAGGAACCCUCCGCGGCUUCAUCGAUAAACUUUUCCGAAUACAGCCAUCGUCUUGUCUCGUUUCUCGCAAGAAAUUUUUAUACACUCAAAUAUGCUGCUUUAAUCCUCGCAUUCUGCAUCAACUUUAUGCUACUAUUUUAUCAGGUAACCAUUUUGAAUGAAGGAUCCGAAAAUGACAGUAACGGAAUAACAGAAGAUAUAUUAAAUGAAAUAUCUGGUGAAGGAUUAUCUGGAUCUGGAAAUGAUGUUGGUACUGAAUUUGGUAGCGGUGACGGAGAAGGCGGAAACGAAGAAGAAGAAUUAAUAGAAUUUGUCGAAGUGCCUAAGGAUUUUAUUUUCAUUGCUUAUAUAAUGAGAUUUAUGGCAAUCCUACACUCCAUUAUUUCUUUGGCCAUGCUUGUAGCUUAUUAUCAUUUAAAGGUACCUCUUGCUAUUUUUAAACGUGAAAAAGAAAUAGCUCGAACCGUGGAGUUUGAUGGUCUUUAUAUCGUUGAACAACCAGGAGAUUAUGAUUUCAAAGCCAAUUGGGAUAAAUUGGCAAUAUCAGCUAAAACGUUUCCUGUAAACUAUUGGGAUAAAUUCAUUAAGAAGAAAGUCAGACAAAAAUAUAGUGAUACUUACGAUUACGAAAUGAUAAGUGCAUUAGUAGGAAUGGAGAAAACAACAUUUAUUCAAGAAGAAGAAAGUUCUGGAUUGAUGCAUUUUAUUAUGAAUAUAGAUUGGAGAUACCAGUUGUGGAAAGCUGGAGUUACAAUUACUGAUAACGCUUUCUUGUACAGUUUAUGGUACUUUACGUUCUCAAUUUUGGGAAAUUAUAACAAUUUUUUUUUUGCGGCACACCUGCUAGAUGUUGCGGUUGGUUUUAAAACAUUACGCACCAUAUUACAAUCAGUAACGCACAAUGGAAAGCAGCUCGUUUUAACGGUUAUGCUUUUAACUAUUGUAGUGUACAUAUAUACCGUUAUUGCUUUUAAUUUCUUCCGUAAAUUCUAUAUCCAAGAAGAAGAUGAUGAAAUUGAUAAGAAAUGUCAUGAUAUGUUGACGUGUUUCAUAUUUCACUUAUACAAAGGUGUAAGGGCAGGCGGAGGUAUUGGUGACGAAAUAGGCGAACCUGAUGGCGAUGAUUACGAAGUCUAUCGAAUUAUGUUUGAUAUUACAUUUUUCUUCUUUGUUAUUGUUAUACUUUUAGCUAUUAUUCAAGGUUUGAUCAUUGAUGCUUUUGGAGAACUUCGUGAUCAAUUGGAAAGUGUAAAAACAAAUAUGGAAAGUAACUGCUUCAUUUGCGGUCUAGGUAAAGAUUAUUUUGAUGCGGUGCCACAUGGAUUUGAUACACAUGUGCAGCAAGAACAUAAUCUUGCGAAUUAUAUGUUUUUCUUAAUGCAUCUGAUUAAUAAACCAGAUACAGAACACACGGGACAAGAAACUUACGUGUGGAAAAUGUAUCAACAAAGAUGCUGGGACUUUUUCCCCGUCGGUGACUGUUUCCGUAAACAAAAUGAAGCAGUAGAGGAUGAGGCCAAGAAAAAAUAACUUUCUACAGAAGUUCUUUUAUACUAAUUUGAGUAGUUAAUUUACGCAACUUUUACUAAAAACUGAAAAUGUGUGACUAAUUAU